Aspergillus affinis is the source of this 576-nucleotide messenger RNA. RefSeq lists its product as uncharacterized. NCBI's taxonomy places the organism in Eukaryota, Fungi, Ascomycota, Eurotiomycetes, Eurotiales, Aspergillaceae. The annotation marks the transcript as partial. The record is from RefSeq and is a predicted model, not a curated record. The transcript has a single exon.
GGAUCGCAGACGACAGGAUCGCAGACGACAGGAUCGCAGACGACAGGAUCGCAGACGACAGGAUCGCAGACGACAGGGCCACAGACGACCGGUGCAAGCAACACCCGCAGUGACGCUAGGACGACUACCAGUCACUCAGACAGAAGCGAAUCCGAUCGCAGCACCACGGCCACCAGGUCGAGAACACAGUCCGGCGACAGCACCUUCUCUGCGACGGACUCGACCAGGGUGACGGCCCCCAGCGGCGGAACGACCAGCGGCGCGACCCGAUCCGCCACCUCCACCUUCACCUUUACGCAUAGCGCCUCCACAGGGACGGACGCGUCGACGGAGACCGGGGGCAGCGAGACGAUCAGCGCGACCGGUGGCGAGAGCACUGCAAGUGCUACCGGCACCACCGCCGGAGGUCCGUACUCAGGAACGGAUACCACGCAGACUGCAACCGACUCUGCCGGAGCAACACCCACCGAGAAUGGGGAGGCGCCUCUCGCCACUGGUGCUGCGAUGACCCUGAAGGUGCCGUCGCAUUGGAGUGCAUUGGCGUCGAUUAUUGCAUUGAUUGCUCUCCUAGUCUAG